UCAAUUGCUUUUUAAAAAAAAUUAAUCUUUUUUUUUGAGGCGAGAUUAAGGUUAACGAAAGUUGGGAAGAGUAGAGAGAUAAAACAAGAAUCUAUUGGUUCAGAACCCGGUACUCCAGUACACCUUCCUAGGAGAUUCCGAGACAAAUUGUCAGUUCCUGAACCUAGCCUGGUUUCUCAGAGUAGUCCGAAUACUCCUCUUACCUCCAGGAAACUUAAAUCCUCGAAACGGCAUCAGUCUUUUAGUCCUGUCAGUUCUGAAAGCGAGGAAGAUGAAGUAAAUGAAAGAACCUUGCUGAAUUCUCCGAUUCUCCGGCGGAAAAAAUCCUCAUUUGACUCCAGUGACGAGGAUAUUACUGAUAUUCAUCACAGGCUGCAUGAUAAGUCAAGUAUGCCUGCCCAGGCUGGAUACCAAAACCUUGAAACAUUCCAGAAACAAAAACUUCGUCAGAAGUUGCGAAAGUUGAAUAAUAUUGAGACGGAUCCAAGAUACUUUUGGACACCCUCCUCCAGUCCCAGACUUAGCCCUAGAACAAACAGGAUGACUCGAAUGUGUGGGAAAGAGUUAAUUAUGCACAACAAAGCUCCUUUGUGGAACGAAAGUAGUCAGGUUUAUCAACUGGAUUUCGGAGGACGGGUCACACAAGAGUCCGCUAAAAAUUUUCAGAUCGAGUUCAAUGGAAAACAGGUUAUGCAGUUUGGAAGAAUUGACUCCAACGCGUACACUUUGGAUUUUCAAUAUCCAUUUACAGCCAUCCAAGCAUUCGCCGUAGCUCUCGCCAAUGUUACACAGCGCUUAAAGUAAUUUCGCCCACAUCUUUGCCAAAUUAAGUUAAUCCUUGCCGGACAUGACCACCACGGCUGAAUACCGGGUUGGGCGAGUCUAAUUUUUCGCUCCACAUAUAUUUCGACGUUAGAGUCAGAUUGCGAUUAUAAUUUGUCAAUGUUUUUUCAUUUUAAAUCUAACGCAGUAUUCAAGGCUAAAAGAAAAAAUGUUUAAAUCACAAAAAUAAUAAAUAUAUUUCUCAGGCAAAUUGCAGGUGUUUAAUAUUUCUAAGAUUUUAAGAAAUUAAAAGAACAAAAUUCGUUUCCUUCAGAAAUAUAGAUUUGACGUACAUAAAAUAAAAAUAAGGAUGAUUUUAAAAGGCAUAAAUAUCUAUAAUUCGUCCAAUUUAACGAUAAUAAUAUAAUUGUAAAACAUAAAUAAUUGUUUUUGUCAUCUGACUUUCCUUAUCUACACAUUUCUUAUUCAUUCUUUCAAAAGAUCUCAUAGACUUACAUGCAUAACGUCAGGUUCUUUGAAAAACAAAACAAAAAAGUUAUUUAUUUCUGUGACGAUUAAGUUUUAAAAGAAAAAAAUCUAUGUUUUAAUCUUCAAAAGUUUCUCGAAAUUCCUUCUGAAUGUUGUAAUAAAUUUUUAAAUAUAGAUUUUUUCAAUCUGGAAAAAUCAUUAUUCUUAACCUAUUUUAUUCAGUGUGCUAUAGUCGUAUUCUUUAAUAUCUGUUUUUAUUAUGAAAAUAAUUUAUUAUUCAAAAUUCUACUGUCUUCCUUAAUAUUGUGUUAUUAUUUUACAACUGUUGAUUUUAUUUAUUUUAUCAUUUAUUAAAUUGUUAAAUUAGUACAGUCGUCUCCAGAAUAACAAGUAAAGGGAAGACGACCUUCAUCAAAGGAUUUGUUCCUGAAAUCUAUUUUUUUAAAUUUAAAAACUGAAUACUUUUAGUAAACCUAAUUUUCUGAAUUUCUUUAUCUUUGAAACU
Molecule: messenger RNA, 1756 nt
Organism: Eurytemora carolleeae
Lineage: Eukaryota; Metazoa; Arthropoda; Copepoda; Calanoida; Temoridae
Product: tubby-related protein 4-like
Exons: 9
Coding region: 391-804 (137 amino acids)
Source: RefSeq, a predicted model, not a curated record